AUGCAACUGGGAGAGUCGGGGACUAGCUGGACAUCACCAUUUGUUGUGGAUGGUGAAUUCUGCGUGGCAACCCUUCGGGAUAGAAUUGAAAGGGCUUCCUUCCCGGUAUGCGACGGUGUAUUCCCAUGGCUCAAGACAAUCCCAUUAAAGGUAUUGGGUUUUGUGUGGCGGGCAAAACAAAAUCGUAUUCCUUCGGCUGAAGCUCUUAAGAACAGAGUUGCACUGCCUUCGACUUUAUGUAGUGCUUGCAGUGAGGUGGAUGAAUCGGGGGACCAUAUUUUGGUGUCAUGCUCCAUAGCGAAGGAGGUAUUCCAGUCGAUUUUCCAAUGGUGCAAGAUUUGGGCAUGUGAUUUUCAAUCAGUCUCAAGUAUCCAUGGUCUCAAGUAUCCAUGGUUUUGCAUAUAA
This is a messenger RNA of Lactuca saligna, 405 nucleotides long. NCBI's taxonomy places the organism in Eukaryota, Viridiplantae, Streptophyta, Magnoliopsida, Asterales, Asteraceae. The record is from the annotation of a GenBank genome assembly.